This is a messenger RNA of Henningerozyma blattae CBS 6284, 180 nucleotides long. RefSeq names its product cytochrome c oxidase subunit VIIa (gene COX9). The coding region runs from base 1 to 180 and encodes 59 amino acids. Lineage: Eukaryota; Fungi; Ascomycota; Saccharomycetes; Saccharomycetales; Saccharomycetaceae. The transcript has a single exon. Gene Ontology annotation, biological process: mitochondrial electron transport, cytochrome c to oxygen. The record is from RefSeq and is a predicted model, not a curated record.
AUGGCCAUCGCUCCAAUAACAGGUACAUUAAAGAAAAGAAUCAUAGCAGAUAUAAUCAUUGGUUUCUCCAUCGGUGGUUCCAUGGCUUCAUACUGGUGGUGGGGUUUCCACAAGAAGGUUAUCCAAAGAAGAGAAAACUAUUAUGCUAAAUUAGCUGAACAAAAGAAAUUGCAGUCCUAA